Naegleria fowleri is the source of this 1623-nucleotide messenger RNA. RefSeq lists its product as uncharacterized. The transcript has 3 exons. NCBI's taxonomy places the organism in Eukaryota, Heterolobosea, Eutetramitea, Acrasida, Naegleriidae. The coding region runs from base 1 to 1623 and encodes 540 amino acids. The record is from RefSeq and is a predicted model, not a curated record.
AUGUCUCUCUCAACACUCACCUUCGAAAAUCAAAUCGAUCAUCGCCAAGACAUUCCCCUUCUCGAAUGCGCCACUCGUUGUACCUCUCCUCCUCAAUAUCUGGCCAUGGCUCUCGCAGCCAUCGGAUCCACCAUCGGAGAUGCUUUGGGAUCUCCGUUCGAAAACAAAUCCCCGAAUGAAAUUUCGAACAUGUGGAUCUUGAAGAAAUCGAAUAGCUCAUCAUCAUUAACCACUAAUUCUCGACAAUAUGUAUUUCCAAAAAAAUUAUGCCAUUUGGGAUUGAUUUACACCGAUGACACACAAAUGUCCAUUUCAUUGAUUGAGAGCUAUUUGAUAAAUCAACGUCUCGAUCCAAUCUAUAUCAAAACCCUAUGGAAAGCUCUCUCUAAGCAAGAUUGGUUCUCAUGGGCUGGAUCUCCUCUCUCUCAAUAUCAAUUUGGUGGAUUUCGAGGAACUGGAAAAAAUUUCAGAGAAAGUGUCGAUUCAUUGAAUGCUGAAUGUGACAAUGACAUUUCUCGACCAACGGCUGGAAAUGGAGUGGCCAUGAGAUCGUGGCCAUGUGCCAUUGCUGCCUGUCGAAAGGAUAUUCCAUAUUAUGAUCAAAUUGAACAAUUGAGAAAAGACGUGUUGAUGAAUGGAGAAUUGACACAUAAGGACAUUUUUGGAAUUGUUCCUGCGUAUGGAAUUGCAUGGCUCACUUAUCAAUGGAUUCAAGGAAAUUUAGUUGAAUUGAACACUUUCGAACUCAUUCGCGAGGUCAUUCAGGAAAUCAAAUCUUUUGAAAUUUGGCUUUCACAAUUUCCCAAUUAUCAAAAUGCCAAAGAACGAAUCUAUUCGACAAGUCUCAAAGCCAUUCUCGAUGAACUUUCCUCUUCACACACGAGUUCCAAUCAAGAGUUGAUUGACAUUGCAACGAAAACCAUUGUUGAAAUUUCCAAUCUCACGACCAAACAAAAUGUAAAAAACGCAAACGAUGGAUUUGCAAUGGCAAGUGUCACUUGUGCUCUUUUUCAUGCCAUCAUUUUAAGAAAUGAAGAUUUUUUGGUAUGUUUGAAAAGAGUCAUUGAUGUCGGUGGAGAUACAGAUACAGUGGCGUCCAUGGUGGGUGCCAUGGUGGGUGCCUAUAAAGGAUGGGCCAUAAACAUUUCCAAUUCCAAAUGGAAUUCCAAUUCCAAUUCCAAUUCGAAACAACAAUUUGCCUAUUUUGUGGUUCAACAAGUGGUUGGAUUUGAAUACUUGUAUGAAUUUUAUAGACAUUUCAUUGAGUGGACACUUGGAAUGCACUCCAAUGAAGAUGUCACCAUGUUGAAGAGUCAGUAUUGUGGAUUUUUAUUACAACAAGAGAAAGCAGUGACUCGCAUCAUCUUGUCAGUGGAAAAUGACAAAAGAACUCCUCAUUACAAGACAUCUUCUCCAAUGAACAUGGUUACCAAAAUUGGAAAUCGAUUGGCAACUGAAAGAAGUCAAUUCUUUGGAAAUGAUGAAGAAUUUGUGGAAAAAGUAAUUCCUAAAUAUGCCAAUGAAAUUGAAUGGAUGAGUGAUUCAGAUAUUCAAAAGAUUUAUUCAAUGGUUUUUAAAAAGCAUCAAAUGGGACAAUAUGGAGGAAGAAGUAUUCACAAGUAA